AUGGGUCUCUUCAAGUCCAGCGACAAGGCCACCGACGGCGACAAGGGCGAGAAGAAGUCUCUCUACCGGCGCUACCAGGACUCCAAGCGCGGCGAGCCCAUCAGCGAUGCCGACCUGCUCAAGUACACGGGCAAGACGCGCGAGCAAUUCGACUCGUGGAAGGACACCCAGGCCGGCGUCGGCCGCAACCAGCUCGCCGGGACCCUCGCCAUGGGCAACGCCGCGGGGCUCGGCGGCGUCGCCACGGGCGCGGGCUACGGCGGCUGGGGCCCCGGCGCGGCGCCCAACUAUCCCAACCGCGGCAUGAAGUUCCCCCCGCAGCAGCAGAAGUCGGACAAGGAGAAGGCGCUGGAGGACAGUGAUUAA
Molecule: messenger RNA, 366 nt
Organism: Cordyceps fumosorosea ARSEF 2679
Lineage: Eukaryota; Fungi; Ascomycota; Sordariomycetes; Hypocreales; Cordycipitaceae
Exons: 1
Coding region: 1-366 (121 amino acids)
Source: RefSeq, a predicted model, not a curated record